Molecule: messenger RNA, 846 nt
Organism: Hyaloscypha bicolor E
Lineage: Eukaryota; Fungi; Ascomycota; Leotiomycetes; Helotiales; Hyaloscyphaceae
Exons: 4
Coding region: 1-846 (281 amino acids)
Source: RefSeq, a predicted model, not a curated record
AUGCCUCACAUCAACUUUCUCCCAAUUGAGACGAUCUCGAAGCUCGCAUCCCUCUCCAGCCUCAUCCUCGUCAUCGUCUUGGUCUGCUACUUUUUCAUCUGCUACUAUGUCUUCCAACCACUCAUUCCUCGAAUCUACGGCUCACCGUUCCUUUCUGUCACCUUCGGCACUAGCACCUUCCAUUCAGCAUUGGUUCAUGGCCACAACCCGAUGAGUCCUAAUACUGUCAUCAUUGGUGAUAUCCUCGUUGUAGCCGCGCACAUGCUUGUAGGCAUGUAUGCCUUUGAGUUGUUUUAUAGGGAUCGGAUCAGUCCUGUGUCAGUGUUACAUCAUAUUGGGACGAUUAUUAUUGCUGAAACCUCAAUUGCUCUCUCGCUGGGGAAGAUUCAGGAGAGUGAUGCUGGGAUUGAGUUUAUGCUUUACGCAUUCGACAUCGUCGCCGAAUUCCUCCCCCGCCUAGCCCUCAUCCUCUACCGCCUACACCCUACCUCACCCCACUUCCUUAGCAAACUCUUCAGAAUAACAGCAUGCACCGAACUCGACGGGACAAUCUCCGAAACCGCCGUAACAAUGUGGCUCUUUGGCUCGUUAUGGCAUCGCUGGACCCUCCCGUUUAAGAUCGUUACGCCGCUGCUGCAUAUACUGUUUGCUGCGGCGCAGUUGCGGGGUUCGUAUGUGUUUUGGCGGUUGUGGCAGAGGGAGAAGGCUAAGGUGGCCGGUUUGGAUGCUGCGGAUGUUGAGAUGGGUAGAGAGGGGCAUGGGGGGGGAGGAGAGUCCACCAGGGACUGCGACGGAGAAGACGUGCUAUUAAAGACUUUAAGGCAGGGCAUGAAAAAGGACAUGUAA